Messenger RNA from Anopheles nili, 4947 nucleotides. It is a transcript of the gene SLO2, whose product is annotated as potassium channel subfamily T member 2. Lineage: Eukaryota; Metazoa; Arthropoda; Insecta; Diptera; Culicidae. The transcript has 29 exons. Gene Ontology annotation, cellular component: membrane. Bases 1 to 4947 code for a protein of 1648 amino acids. The record is from RefSeq and is a predicted model, not a curated record. Gene Ontology annotation, molecular function: intracellular sodium-activated potassium channel activity. Gene Ontology annotation, biological process: potassium ion transport.
AUGUCGCUAUUCUUCUUCCGGUUGCACAAUCUCCAGCGCGAGGAGGCCAACAAGAAGCGCAAAAAGCAGCAGCAGCAACACCAGCAGCAGCAGCAACGGCAGCGGCAACGGCGCGGUGCCAAAGUCUUCCGCGGUGCGUCCUGCAAUUCCGGCAUCAGCCACCUGACGCUCGGACCGUCGCGGCUCUUCGAGAAGACGCCCAUGAGCCCGUCCGACAGUCUCGACGAGAUCGCGCUGCAGAUCCCAAGAGUACGGGUAGAAUAUUAUGUAAAUGAAAACACAUUCAAAGAAAGACUGCAACUGUAUUUUAUAAAGAAUCAAAGAUCAAGUUUAAGGAUACGUAUCGCUAAUUUAUUCUUUAAGUUAUUGACCUGCAUCCUGUACAUAUUUCGGGUAGUUACGGAUCUGAAUCCAACGUUCGCGACCUGCUACGGUUGCAAGGUGGGCAACAAGACGGAGUUCCUGUUGUCGGCAACACGCACCGAGGAAGCGUUCCAGGAGGAUCCCAUCAUCAACUGGGACGCGAUCCUUUGGGUAAGCCGACCAACCGAACUGUGGGCCGUACAGCUCGUGCUGGCGCUGAUCUCCCUCACGGAGGCGCUUCUGAUGGCAUACCUCGGGUACAAGGGCAACAUCUGGCAGCAGAUUUUAUCGUUUCACUUUAUCCUGGAGCUCGUUACAACGAUACCGUUCGCGGUGACGAUCUUAUGGCCCCCGUUCAGGAACCUGUUCAUUCCAGUGUUUCUCAACUGCUGGCUAGCGAAGCGAUCGCUCGAGAACAUGUUUAAUGACCUCCACCGAGCGAUGCAAAAGUCACAAUCAGCGCUGUCGCAACAGCUGACAAUCCUGUCCGCGACGCUACUCUGUCUGGUGUUCACGAGCGUGUGCGGCAUACAACACUUCCAGCGGGCCGGUCACCGACACCUCAACCUGUUCCAGAGCACCUACUACGUGGUGGUGACGUUCUCGACCGUCGGUUACGGUGACUUUGUGCCGGACAUUUGGCCCUCCCAGCUGUUCAUGGUGAUCAUGAUCUGCGUGGCGCUGAUCGUGCUUCCGACGCAGUUCGAGCAGCUGGCGUUCACGUGGAUGGAGCGGCAGAAGCUGGGCGGAAGCUACUCAUCCCACCGGGCCCAAAGCGAAAAGCACGUCGUCGUCUGUUCGACCACGCUGCACGCCGACACCAUCAUGGACUUCCUGAACGAGUUCUACGCCCAUCCGCUGCUGCAGGACUACUACGUCGUGCUGCUCAGCCCGAUGGAGCUCGACACGACGAUGCGUAUGAUCCUGCAGGUGCCGAUCUGGGCCCAGCGCGUCAUCUACAUCCAGGGUUCCUGUCUUAAAGAUGGCGACCUGGCGAGGGCCCGCAUGGCCGAGGCGGAAGCGUGCUUUAUCCUGGCGGCGCGCAGCUACGCCGACAAGACGGCCGCCGAUGAGCACGCGAUCCUGCGCUCGUGGGCGGUGAAGGAUUUCGCACCCAACAUCCCGCAGUAUGUGCAAAUUUUCCGGCCCGAGAAUAAGCUGCACGUCAAGUUCGCGGAGCACGUUGUGUGUGAGGAUGAGUUUAAAUAUGCGCUGCUCGCGAACAACUGCACCUGCCCGGGGGCGAGUACGCUCGUUACGUUGCUGCUGCAUACGUCGCGAGGACAGGAGGGCCAACAAUCAGCGGAGGAGUGGCACCGGCUGUACGGGAAGUGCUCCGGCAACGAGAUCUACCACAUCGUGCUCGGGGACAGCCGGUUCUUUGGCGAGUACGAAGGGAAAAGUUUCACCUACGCCAGCUUUCAUUCGCAUCGCAAGUACGGAGUGGCCUUAGUUGGUGUGCGGCCCGCGGAGCUGCCCGAGUUCUACGAGGACACGAUACUGCUCAAUCCGGGACCGCGCCACAUCAUGAAGAAGGACGACACCUGCUACUACAUGAGCAUCACCAAGGAGGAGAACUCGGCGUUCGUGGUAAACCAGAACCAAAAUCAAAGCCCCGACCAACCGCCGAAGGAAGUAACCGCGAACAACAACAACAACAACAACAACAGUAGCAACAACAACAACCACCACAGCAUCAGCAACACCAUCGGCGGCGGAGGGUGCGGCACCAUGCCCCCCAUGGCCCCAGUGCCUUCGGUCUGUGUGCGCGUGCCGCAUAGCCCCAGUCUCAAUUCGGUCAACUCCGACAGUCCCGGCUCACCGCGGGCCAAUACCAAGCUGGACGGGCACGACUUCACGACACUGGCCGUGCCGACGACGUACGCGGAAAGCGUCACGACUGGCGGAAGCAUCCCAGCGGCGGGUGCCACGGCCCUCACAAGCGCCAUCACCAUAUCGGACUCCAAACCCAACCUCAAGGAAAGCGUGGCGGGUUCAUUCGUGCCCACUGGGCUGACCACCACCACGACCACCUCGACGAUGCAGGCAACACUCGGACCUCCGACCAUCUCAUCCGCGAACCACCUCGAGAUCCCGAGCGGGAACAAUCCAAACCUGCUCAGCCCGGACAUUCUCAACCAACGUCGGGGAAGCCGCCGGCCAUCGAUUCUCCCCGUACCGGACAUGUUCACCUCGUCAUCAUUCAGCAUCUCCGGCGAGGACGGCAUCGACGGUGAGGACAACGAAAGCGAUGACGAGAUCGACGAUGACGUGCCGUGGCGGUCGCCAUCGGAAAAGAUUGCUGGCGGAAGUGCCGAUCUUUCGCUCCUGCAAACGGUUUCGCUCGUUCUGAGCUCAUCCGGCGAAUCGAAAUGUUGUAGUUCGACAUCCGAUACCAAAGAUUCAACUCACACACCCCCUGCAUGGCAUACUGACUGUUCCCGGAUCGUCAAAGGUUUCCCGCCCGUGUCACCGUUCAUCGGAGUCAGCCCAACGCUGUGCUUCUUGCUGAAGGAAAAGAAACCUCUGUGCUGUCUGCAACUUGCUCAGGUCUGCGAACACUGCAGCUACCGGAACGCGAAGGAGUACCAGUGGCAGAACAAAACCAUCAUCCUGGCCGCCGAUUACGCCUCGAAUGGUAUCUACAACUUUAUCAUACCGCUGCGGGCGCACUUCCGCUCGAAGACGUCGCUCAAUCCGAUCAUCCUGCUGCUGGAAAGGAGACCCGACAUCGCCUUUCUGGACGCCAUCUCAUACUUCCCGCUGGUGUACUGGAUGCUGGGAUCGAUCGAUUGCCUCGAUGAUCUGCUGCGGGCCGGCAUCACUCUCGCGGAGAACGUGGUCGUCGUGAACAAGGAGCUAUCGAAUUCGGCCGAGGAAGACACACUGGCAGAUUGCAACACGAUCGUUGCGGUACAGACCAUGUUCAAGUUCUUUCCCAGCAUUCGCAGCAUCACCGAGCUGUCGCAGAGUUCGAACAUGCGGUUCAUGCAGUUCCGGGCGCACGACAAGUACGCGCUGCACCUCAGCAAAAUGGAGAAGCGUGAGAAGGAGCGCGGCUCACACAUAUCAUACAUGUUCCGGUUGCCGUUUGCCGCCGGCAACGUGUUCAGCGCCUCGAUGUUGGACACGCUGCUCUACCAGGCGUUCGUGAAAGAUUACGUGAUUACGUUCGUGCGGCUGCUACUCGGCAUCGAUCAGGCUCCGGGCAGUGGGUUUCUAACCUCGAUGAAGAUCACCAAGGACGAUAUGUGGAUCCGUACGUACGGGCGCCUGUACCAGAAGCUCUGUUCUACGACCUGCGAAAUUCCUAUCGGUAUCUAUCGAACGCAGGACACUUCCAGUGCGGAUGCAUCACAUGUGAGUAACUCGCCUGUUGCCGAAAAAUGGCGUCCGUUUGGAUCUUUCGGGACCUUUAAACAUUGUGUGCGGUUGCGACCAUCGCGAGGACUUUGCCAUGCAAGCAACGCCACGAACCUAUCGAAAUAUGAGGAGGAAGUGGUUACGACCACCGCCACCGCUAGCAGCACCUCGGCCACCGGCGUACCGAUCAAGGGCGUGGCGGAAGCGAACCUGCGGGGUGUAACCUACCGCCCACCGCCGGCCACGAUCCGCAAGUCAUCAUCCUGUCUGGGCGGGUGCACCGCCCGUAAAGGAUCGAGCUACUCGAUCAAUAUGGCCGACGAGGCGCGGGAUAACCACGUGCAGCAGAUCGAACGGGCCGAGAUCGCGAACCUGGUGCGCAGCCGGAUGGAAUCACUAAACCUUCCGAGCAUCGACUACGAUGACGUGAGCGAAAAGCGCAACCAUCUCUCGUACGUCAUCAUCAACCCGUCGUGCGAUCUCAAGCUCGAGGAGGGCGACAUCAUCUACCUGGUGCGCCCGUCCCCAUUCUCGGCCCAGAAAACGUUCGAACGGCACAACUCGCGCCGCAAGUCCAACAUAUCAUUCUGCUCGAACAUCAACCUGGCGGCGGCGGCGGCCGGCUCGCGGCGUGGUUCCGGCAUCGGGCUGAACACCAUCGGUGGACCACAGCCGAUGUCAGGUUACGUAACGCCCCGGGCGCCUCCGCUGGUCACAACAAAAUCGAAUUCUCUAUCUCUUCCAGAUAGUCCUAAUGCAAUGGGACAGAUGCGGGGAAGGAGCAACUCCUUGAGGAUUGACAGUGACAUACUGCUGCGACGGUCGAACUCACUGCGACAGGGACUACCGAACAUCGGGGCAUCGGGCCGGCGGAAGUCAUCGCUCGAGGAAAUCGGAAUCAGCCACUUCGCCACGCUGAUGCAGGCGGCGAAUCAUUCGAACCCGAUCAAAAUCGCGCUCAACGGCAGCAUCGGACUGGAGGUUACGCCACCGGAAGAACCACUGCCCAUCAUCGGUGUGCCGUGUUUGAGUGGGGGUAUCAACCCGUCGACGCUUGGAUCGGGGCUGGGUGGAUCGACACUCGGUGGCUCGACGCUGGGAGGUUCCUCGCUGGGGCUAAGUACCGCCAUCGAGUCGAACAACAGCGCGUCAACGCCCAACAUUCAGAUGCAGAACGAGUCCUCCCAGCAGCCGCAUCACCUGCACGGCACGAUAGUAUGA